Messenger RNA from Fulvia fulva, 363 nucleotides. RefSeq lists its product as uncharacterized. The coding region runs from base 1 to 363 and encodes 120 amino acids. The record is from RefSeq and is a predicted model, not a curated record. NCBI's taxonomy places the organism in Eukaryota, Fungi, Ascomycota, Dothideomycetes, Mycosphaerellales, Mycosphaerellaceae. The transcript has 2 exons.
AUGUCUGAGGAAGGUGUUGGGAAGCGGAAACCUCCACCGCCACCGGGAGAGAAACCGCAGCUUGUUCAGAAUGACUCGCGAUCCCAAGUUGCCGUUCGCAACUACGAGAAGCCCAGCGAGAGUGAGAAGACGACAGGUUUAGACAAGCCCAGUGACGAGAAUUUGAUAGAUGGCAGCAAUACCUCGGAUGAGAACGCUGAACAUUACAAAGCUGACGAUUUCAGAUGGGACAGCUAUGGAGCUUAUCUCGGCGGCAAGGCGUUUCUUGACUUCUACACCCGGCUCGUGAAGAACAGGUGGGAGUGGUUUCGCCAGGCUAUGACGUAUACGAGCCGGAGAGCGAGCAACGAGUAUGGAGAGUGA